AAAGAAGAACACCAAGAAAGAGCAAGGAAAUUCAAAGAAAAUAAAAACGACCAAACGAAAUCAUGUCUACCAUCACCACCAUUCCUCAACGCCAAACACCCUCAGCGUCCGACCUCAAGGACUUCUACGUCGGCAAAACCCUCCACGAUGUGCCCAAACCAGCCGUAACCCUCGACAUCUCCAAGGCCCGCCGACACUGCGACUCGAUGCUCAGCGCCACGAAGGCCAUGGGCGUAGGGUUCCGCGCACACGUCAAGACGCACAAGACAACCCAACUCACGCAACUCCAACUCGGCACCUCCCCCACCACCCCAGCCAACCUUGUCGUCUCCACCCUCUCCGAAAUCCAGCACCUCCUCCCCCUGCUCCAAACCUACCUCACCACCUCCCGCCCCUUCAACAUCCUCUACGGCAUCCCGAUCCCCUCCUCUCAAGUCCCCCGCCUCGCCUCCCUCGCCACCCUCCUCGGCCCAGGCUCCAUCUCCAUCAUGCUCGACCACCCCGCCCAACUCCCCUCCAUCACCCACUUCCACUCCCUCACCAACCACGCCGUGGGCGUGUACCUCAAGGUCGACACGGGGUACCAUCGCGCGGGCCUCCCGCCAAAAGACUUGGACAAGGGGGGCUUGCUGAGCGGGAUUGUUGCGCUGGCGAGGGAGGGGAAGGCGGUGUUUCUGGGGUUGUAUUCGCAUAGUAGUUUGAGCUAUGCGGGGUCGAGUGUGAAGGAGGCGAUGGAUAGCCUUGCGGGGGAGAUCGACGGGUGCGUGGAUGCGUUGAGGGGGAAUGCGGGGGCGUUGGAGGGCGUGCGGGAGCUGACGGUGAGUGUGGGCGCGUCGCCGCAGGUUACGGCGAUUGAGAAUUUUGAGGACGGGAGGGUGGGGGUGACGGAGGAGACGAGGGGUUUGAGGGAGGCGUUGCGGAGGUUGGGGGAGGGGGUUCCUGGGUUGGAGGUGAGGACGAGGUUGGAGUUGCAUGCGGGGGUGUAUUCGGUGUUGGAUAUGCAGCAGUGGGCGACGAGGUCGAGGGCGCAUCUUGGGGAUCAUGAGGACGAGUUGGCGGUUUCAGUCGUGGCGGAGGUUAUCAGUGUGUAUAAUGAUGGUGAGAGGGAGAAGCCUGAGGCGCUCGUGGCUGUGGGAACGCUGGGGCUGGGCAGAGAGCCUUGCCAGGGCUAUCCGGGAUGGGGUGUGGUUAGUCGUGGAUCGUAUGCUGCCAAAGGACCAUCAGAGAGACGCUUGAUUGUUGAGAGGAUCAGCCAGGAACACGCGGUGCUUUCGUGGCAUGGUGGCAAUGGCGAUGGUACUCCCGCAGACGACAAAAUUCCUCUCGAGGUGGGUGAUACGGUGCGGAUAUAUCCUAACCACGCGUGCGUGACGGGUGCCAUGUAUGGGUGGUACUUGGUCACAGACUCGAGCGACAACGAGAAUCCCUCGCAGAUCAAAGACGUGUGGAUCAGGGCAUCUGGAUGGUAGAUCAUCUGUAGAAUGAAAGAAUAAUAGAUC
This is a messenger RNA of Aaosphaeria arxii CBS 175.79, 1499 nucleotides long. RefSeq lists its product as uncharacterized. Gene Ontology annotation, biological process: D-serine catabolic process. Lineage: Eukaryota; Fungi; Ascomycota; Dothideomycetes; Pleosporales. The record is from RefSeq and is a predicted model, not a curated record. Bases 63 to 1469 code for a protein of 468 amino acids. The transcript has 2 exons. Gene Ontology annotation, molecular function: D-serine ammonia-lyase activity.